GAAAAGACAGCUCACCCUUACCACCUCGACAUGCACCUUCUUCCACUCUUCACAGCCUUCGGGCUAGCUCUUGCAGAGACUGGCAUAGAUGGCUGGUUACGAUACGCUCCAUUGCCAUCUUCAAUAUCAUGGCCGUCAGUGCCGAAGCACAUCGUUGUGCUCAACACCACCAAGACGAGUCCUGUCUACACCGCAGGUCAAGAGCUACAGCGCGGUAUUCAGAGCAUCCUUGGUCAAGGCUGCCGCUUCUCGAGCAAAGUUCCUGAUGAAUCCAUCAUCGUGGGCACACUUGACGCAUAUGUUGCUGCUUAUGGCAAUCUCAGCCAACCCGUGAAUCUCAAAGAAGACGGGUUCUGGCUGAGCACCGAAAACAACACCGUUCAGAUUAUCGGACAGAAUGAAAGAGGCGCACUCUAUGGCGCGUUCGAGUACUUGUCCAUGCUGGCUCAAGCAAACUUCUCGUCUGUUGCAUAUCAAUCAUCUCCAGAUGCAAACAUACGAUGGGUCAAUCAGUGGGACAAUUUGGACGGCAGUAUCGAGCGCGGCUACGGCGGAGCAUCGAUUUUCUUCGCAAACGGCACAAUCGUUAGUGAUUUAACCCGCGUGGCUGAGUAUGCACGUCUUCUGGCUUCAGUAGGAAUCAACGCUAUUGUUGUCAACAACGUCAACGCCAAUGCAACCAUCCUAUCACCCCAUAACAUUGAUGGCCUCGGAAGGAUCGCCGAUACCAUGCGACCUUAUGGUGUGCAGAUUGGUCUCUCACUCUACUUUGCCUCUCCCACGUCUGCAAUCCAAGGUCAAGUCAAUCUUACCACGUUCGAUCCUCUGGAUCCUGGAGUAGUCAACUGGUGGGGGAAUGUCACGGAUCAGAUCUAUGGGCGCAUUCCAGAUAUGGCUGGUUAUCUUGUCAAGGCCAAUUCAGAGGGCCAACCUGGUCCUUUGACAUACAAUCGCACUCUUGCGGAAGGAGCAAACCUGUUUGCCAAGGCUCUACAACCACAUGGUGGUAUUGUGAUGUUCCGCGCCUUUGUCUACAAUCAGCUCAAUGAGAGUGUAUGGACAGCAGAUCGAGCAAACGCCGCAGUCGACUUCUUUAAACCUCUGGACGGCAAAUUUGACGAUAACGUCGUCGUACAGAUCAAGUACGGACCUAUUGACUUCCAAGUCAGAGAGCCUGCAUCGCCAUUGUUUGCGAAUCUGUAUCAUACAAGCACGGCGAUUGAGCUGCAGGUCUCGCAAGAGUAUCUGGGUCAGCAGACUCAUUUGGUGUAUCUGCCACCUUUGUGGGAUACAGUGUUGGGCUUUGAUAUGCGAGUCGACAAUCAGACAUCACUUGUCCGUGAUAUCAUCGCCGGAAGAACAUUUAAUCGAUCUCUAGGUGGAUAUGCUGCUGUCGUAAACGUCGGUACCAACCAAACGUGGCUGGGAAGCCACCUUUCGAUGGCAAACUUCUACUCGUAUGGUCGACUUGCCUGGAACCCUGCCGAAGACACUACGAAGAUUCACGAAGACUGGACGCGAUUGACCUUUGGUCUCAAUCAGAACGUCGUCGACACAAUUACUCAUAUGGCACUGGAGUCCUGGCCUGCAUAUGAGAACUACAGCGGCAAUCUCGGUAUCCAGACUUUGACCGAUAUCCUAUACACCCAUUUCGGCCCAAAUCCGCAGUCGCAAGACAACAACGGCUGGGGUCAGUGGACACGAGUCGAUCACAAUACCAUUGGCAUGGACAGAACAGUAUCCAAUGGCACCGGGUUCUCAGGAACCUACCCUCCAGAAGUCGCAGUAAUGUACGAGAACAUCGAAACCACACCAGAUAAUCUGCUUCUGUGGUUCCACCACGUCAACUAUACCCAAAAGCUCAAAUCUGGCGAGACGGUGAUACAACACUUCUACAAUGCGCACUAUGCAGGUGCAGAGACAGCGCAGACAUUUGCUCAGCAGUGGCAGACUCUGGCUGCCGACAUUGACACCCAACGAUUCAAUGAACAGUUGUAUCGCUUGAACUUCCAAGCUGGCCACUCGAUAGUUUGGAGAGAUGCCAUUGUAAACUUCUAUCACAACGUCUCUGGUAUAGCUGAUGAACUGAAUCGCGUCGGCAACCAUCCAUACCGCAUCGAAGCCGAAAGCAUGACGCUCAAUGGCUAUAAACCAUAUGUCGUGAGUCCAUUCGAAACAGCCUCGAAUUACCAUGCUGUGGUCCUUAGCGACAACAGCACUACUGGCUCUGUAUCCACGACUCUACACUUCCCUUCUGGCACCUAUGAUGUAGGCGUCAACUACUACGACUUGUAUGGUGGAGAGUCAAAGUAUGAGAUGUUGAUUGACAACAAGACUGUUGCCAAGUGGGCUGGGGACAGCGAAGACUAUCUCGGGCACACGCCUUCUAUCUACCUGGAUGGACAUUCGGCGAGAAGAAUGACGUUCAAAGACAUUGCUGUGAAGGCAGGCGAUAUGCUCGAGAUUGUCGGUACGCCGGAUGGCGUCGAACCAGCGCCUCUCGACUACGUUGUCUUUUUGCCUGAGGGGUUCUUGAUUGAUGAGCUGAUUGAUUUGUUGAUUGAUGAGUUGAUUGACGAGUUGAUUGAUGAGGAUAGCGAGUCUUGA
Messenger RNA from Aureobasidium vineae, 2607 nucleotides. The record is from the annotation of a GenBank genome assembly. NCBI's taxonomy places the organism in Eukaryota, Fungi, Ascomycota, Dothideomycetes, Dothideales, Saccotheciaceae.